Symbiodinium necroappetens is the source of this 1446-nucleotide messenger RNA. The record is from the annotation of a GenBank genome assembly. NCBI's taxonomy places the organism in Eukaryota, Dinophyceae, Suessiales, Symbiodiniaceae.
AUGCAGCAGGCUUUGCUGGUCCAGCCUCAGCAACAGGCGCCGUUACGAUAUCCCAUCUUCUGGACUAUCUGCAACCUUGUGAACAACAUCGUGGGUGCUGGCUUCCUAGCUCUUCCAUGGUGCUUGAAAGAGCUGAAAGAAGGGACCGCCACUGACCACCCUGCGGUGGUGUUCCUCAUUUUGCUUGUGCUGGUCGGCCUUUUGCAUGGUGUCUCGUUUUGGCUACAUGGCCGUGCAUGUGAGCAUGUCCGCAAUGUCGGCCCGCAACAAGGGGAUACCACGUACUUGGCGGCUCAAUCAUUGCUACCUCACCGGAUGAUGGACUGGGUAGAGGAAUGCGGGAUAUACGUGGCAAUGGCAGCAGCGCUCAUCCUGCUUGCCAUUUAUCGUUAUAAAAAGCCACUCUUCCGUGCCGAGCUUGGGCUACGUGGGGUAUUCUUCUGGAUUCUGGUGGCACUUGUCUUCGUGCUCUGGUUCGCACUGCCAGACCCACACAACCCCGCCGAAUCAAAAGGAAAUCCAGCAGAUUUCCGCUCGAGCUGGCGCUGGGGAUUGCUUGCAGUUAUCUUCUUGUACCUGCCCUUGUCGUGCCAACUGCACCUGAUGCCUCUCGGCAUACUGUCCAUGCUGGCGGUGCUCGUGGGCAUCCUGUCCGUCCUCCUAGCCCUUGAACCGAACCACGAUCCGAACAGGCAACUGCAGGAGAGCGCCACCAAUCUCGUAACAAGGCCUGCCGCACAUCCUCCUGUUCCGGCUUCCACGGAACAAAGCACUUUCCAAGCUUAUUUAAAGGUCUGGUCCAUCUUGCUAGUAUCGCUCACGGCGCACUAUAAUGCGCCGAAGUACUAUGGCGAGCUGGGUCCCGGCAAUCAGCUGCAGAACUUCCGCCGUGCCGUAUGCGUGUCCUACAUUGUCGUAUCGUUCGCGUAUCUUUGGUGUGGCACAAUGGGUUACCAGAUGUACGGCUCAGACACUCAGCAGGACCUGCUCAACAAUCUGUCCGGAUCAUGGAAGGCACCCCUUACUCACGGGUUCUACCUACUCAUUCUCUGGGCCGACUUUCCAAAGGUGAUUAUUGGCAUGCGCCAGCUUUCUGGAAGUCUUUGCCGCCGCUGUCUGAAUCGGCAACUUACCGAUCAGUUCGAGCUUCUGCUGUUAAUCAUUGCUUCAUUGGGAUGGUUCCUGCCCCUCACAGACAUACUGGCAGUCAAGGGGGCGUUGUUCGGAUCGCUAAUGGUUUAUGUCAUCCCUGCAUCUAUCAUCUUGAGAGGCAAUAUCAGUCCUCAGCCUAGCAGGUGGGAGGUCGGCCUAUCCUGGAUAGUGACUUUUGCGGGGCUUCUCCUCUUUCUGACCCAGGCGAAGGAGAUUACAUUUGAGCUUGCUCAGUGGGUUACGAGCGGCAGCCACAAAAAGACGAAGGCUUUGUUCCAAUUCGCAAGCAUGUAG